Nematostella vectensis (starlet sea anemone) is the source of this 3083-nucleotide messenger RNA. RefSeq lists its product as uncharacterized. Lineage: Eukaryota; Metazoa; Cnidaria; Anthozoa; Actiniaria; Edwardsiidae. The transcript is spliced from 11 exons. Gene Ontology annotation, cellular component: nucleus; cytoplasm. Gene Ontology annotation, biological process: mitotic cell cycle; protein phosphorylation; intracellular signal transduction. The record is from RefSeq and is a predicted model, not a curated record. Gene Ontology annotation, molecular function: ATP binding; histone H3T3 kinase activity. Bases 97 to 2616 code for a protein of 839 amino acids.
AACCCUUUUACCAUAUUUGGUAAGCGGCAAAUUCGAAUUUCACUCAGGAAGAAUGUCGGAAAACGAAAUAACAUCUUUGUGAAUCCGCGUAAAAAUAUGCCACGAAAACACGGUCUAAUCAAAACCUAUGGCCGACAUAAGUUCCGUGCUGUCAAAACGGAGCUCUGGACUUCACCUGAGGACAGCAUUUGCUCUCCAGUUUCAAAGAAAGAUCGGAAAUCUUUGGAUUCUAGUCCAACGAUUUUUGCUCCAAACUCAUGUUGGAAAAAAACUGUUAAUACUAAAAUUGCGAGGGCCGAAUCAUCUGAAUCGAAUACACAUUCUAAGCAACUCGUCUACACAAAUGGCAAGGAAAACACAACAGACUCUUUUGCCAUUUCCUCAUCCAAGCUUGCAAAUAGAAAAAGUAGGAAUCCUCUACAAGAUAAAGACUUCAAUUCCUUAAAGGACUCUAGGAUAAAUGGCCUUUCCGUUGAUAGUGACCUUGCGAGUAAUGAUGGAGAGGUUUGGUUUUCUGAGCUUGAUAUUUCAAAGGAUUUGUCAAUGGUUUUAUCGUGUUAUGGCAAGAGUACCGGCAUUAGUAACAGCGUGGUUAAUGAUUCCUUGGAUGGAAGUAGUCAACUGAAAACAAGCUCACGAUUGAGUAACUGUUAUGUCAUACCUGAAUCUCCAGGAAUUGUAAAAGGCACUGCGUCUUCGGCUGGUAAUACAAGACGAGAAGACAAGUCGCUCAGUUUUAUUAAGGACAGAAAGAGUUUGGAAUCACCUUUGAUAUUCCCACAAGUUAAACUGGGUGACAUAUCUACUAGUCCAAAAGCUGUUCCAAAUGAGACCUCUACGCCAAUCAUCCGAGCUAACUCACGCAAUUGUCAGUUUGUAACUAGCCGAGGGAGAAGAAAGAACACUACAAGAAAGCCCCCGAAGAAUUCUGACUCCUGGUCUGAAUGUCAGGUGUUGCUUCAACCUGUAAAGAUUACGCCAUCACAAUUUGAAGCCGCAAGAAGACUUAGCCAAAAGAGUUCUACUUCAAGCUCUAAGAUUGGGGAAUCAGUCACUAACAACUCAUCCAUAGAUAGUUUAAACAGUCAAGAAAAAAUAAGUGACCAUUCAUUUUUAAGCCAGUCACCCCUGUCUGAUUCUGGCUCUGUACAUGGCUCUAGUAUUGAGAGCGAUGUCUCUACACAUGAAAUUGAUUCGAACGCAGAAAAUCUAGCCAUAGCGGACAAGGAAAAUCUGCAUAAGGGGAGUGGAGAUAAUUUGUCUGCACUAGAAGAAAUCAUAUUGAAAUCAGAGAAUGAGUUUCCACUCAUAGGAAGGACAGGCUCUGGAAGCAGCAUAAGUAAAUACACUGGUCCACUCAUGGAGUGUGUUGUAUCACUAGAAAAGCUACAACUGGAUGAUGAAUGUCUUAGUUCUGUAGCAAGAAGGUUGUCAACUGAGAGUACUGCAUCUACUACUGAUUCAAGUGUUGCUAGCUUGCCGCCUGGAACACCGCCAAAGAACCAGAAAUCCCAUUUAUCACUCUUGGAUGCCCUUACACCAUGUGGCACCUGGAAAGAGCCUGCCGAGAAAGUCCAGCAAAACCAGCUUUCUCCUUAUGAAAAGAUUCUUCUUGAAUGCGAACAGGAGGAGCCCGUGACGUUUGCAUCAUACUUCGAGUCUAGCAUUCUAAAAAAGUGUGUCAAAAUUGGGGAAGGUGUCUAUGGCGAGGUGUUUAAGACCACAAAUGCCUUUAAACAAUCAAUCGCACUUAAGAUAGUUCCUAUAAAUGGUGACAUUCCAGUAAAUGGGGAGCCACAGAAAUCAUAUGAAGAAAUUAUGCCAGAAAUAGUUAUCUCUAAGGAGCUAAGUGCUUUGAAUAACACUUCAGAGAUGGAAUUUGCUGAGAACUCCACGCCAAAUUUCAUAGAUGUCCAUAGGGUGAGCCUCGUGAGGGACCGCUAUCCGCCUCAACUUCUGAAAGAGUGGGACAGAUGGGACAAGAAGCACGAAUCAGAAAACGAUCGUCCAGAUUACUUCCCCGAUGACCAGUAUUUCAUCAUCUUCGAGUACGCCAACGGGGGCGAGGACCUGGAGCGCUUCCGCUUCCGGUCUCUACCGGAAGCAGUCAGCGUUUUGCAUCAGAUCGCGGUCUCGCUCGCCGUGGCGGAACGCGCGCUGCAGUUUGAGCACCGCGAUCUUCACUGGGGUAACGUGCUGAUAGCCCGCAAGGCGGAGAAGCAACUCGUCUACAUGCUGGACGGGGAGAGAUGGACUGUGGAGUCUCGUGGUUUGUGCGUCAGUCUUAUCGACUUUACCUUGUCCAGGCUUCGAAAAGAGGGCGUGACAGUGUUUUGCGAUUUAUCAGAAGACGAGUCGAUGUUUACGGGUCAAGGAGAUUACCAGUUUGACAUCUAUCGCAAGAUGAGGGUCCAUAAUAGGGACGACUGGGCAGCCUAUAAACCGUACUCAAAUGUACUUUGGUUGCACUACCUAACUGACAAGAUCCUAAAUAAUAAGGAAUACCCUAACAGGAAUAAAACACUUGAGAAAAAGCUGAAGUGUGUUCAACAAACUCUCACAGAUUACCAGUCAGCUCAAGAGGUAGUUCAUGACGGCGUAUUUGACUUGGAAUAAUCCACCAAUAAGGAAGGGUCAUAGGGUUUGUCAUGACCAUUGCAAAAUAGUAUCAAGUAAGCUUAUGUAAGCGCUACAGAAUCCAGCUGGCCUGUCACCAGUCACCUCAAAAGGUAGUUUUAACUACUUUGUAUCUAACCUGGAAUAAUCCAAAGUGUCUUAUAGCAUGUGGAAGAAAUGCCAAGUAAAGGAGUAAGCAAUAGUUUUUGAGACAAGCUGGUAAAUUAGUGAAGUUUUGCAAUUGGGGCAAUUCUCAAACAUUGUUUAUAGCGUAAUAUAAUUUAAAAGAAUGAAGUAGUCCAUGGUGCGAAAUCAAUAGGAACAAUAGGCCAAUUUUGUACAUAGUGUUCACCUUUGCAUAAUAUACAUGGCAAAAUUUUAUAGAAACAGACACAUUAUUUGUGUCUCAAAAAUGGCUGUAAAUGGUUUGGAAGGAAAACAGUUGAAAUAUACCAGAGUCCAUUUCA